UAAAAUAAUUAUAUAUGCAUCUGAAAUAAAUCGGUUGAAAAUGGUCUACGGAUGAUUACAAAUAUUAUACACUUGACAUUAUGUAAUUUAAUUAUUCGUCCUAAUUAAUUUUCAUUCACUCCGUACUUUUGUAAACACAAAAUUUGAGUUAAUAUUUUGUAGUUUGUUAGUUUUCGCAUUAUCAGAGGUUAUAACCAAAUGAAAACACACUAGCCUUCUGCUAAGAUUCAAGAAUGACACUGUCAGUACCAUUGUCCCUACUUCAAAGACUCUAUGUGUAUGCCAUCCAUGGCUAUGUGUGUGAGGUCUGCUUCACUGCUUUAUGGCACUUCAUAGUAGACCGUAACUGGAAACUUACAGGCUACACCAGUAUUUGGAUCCUGUUCAUCUAUGGGUCUUCCAUGCUAGUCCAAGAACAGUUGUAUAUACGAACAAGUCACAGGAUUCCAAUGCUAGUUAGGGCAUUGAUUUACACGGUGUGGACGUAUGUAUGGGAGUUCAGUACUGGGUUAUUAUUGCGACAAUUUGAUGCUUGCCCCUGGGAUUAUGAACCUUGGUACGAAUACCACUUUAUGGGUUUAGUUACCCUAGAAUAUGCAUUCUUCUGGUACAUCGGAGCACUACUUGGUGAGCAGAUUGUCAUCAAAAAUACACUAAAGCUACAUUGGGCACCAGAGCUAAAGAAAAUAACAGCUGUUGAAGAUGCUAAAAAACAAGAAGUGAAUGGCUUAAAGACUGAUUAACAUUCUUUAUUAGAGGUGUACACUUAUAUGGCAUCUAUAUUACAAGGUUGUACUUCCUAGUCUUAAACUGGACAAAUCUAGUGAGAUCACACACUUAUACAUGUAUUUUGUUGGUAGUGAUACACGCAUGCGCACAAGUUACAUCUUAGACAAACUAUUAUUCGGAGCAGUAAUUGUGAACUUGAGAGACUGAUAUGGUCAUUGUUGUCCAUCAUUUCUCUAUAGAUAGGUACUGUUGAACAAAUUCAAAAUAGGGCGGACCAUUGAAAUAGUCAGAUGUACUGAGCGGAACAUUCCCUAUGUUUUUUAAUACUGGACCAUUGACAGUCUCUAUCGAUCAAUGCAAUGCAAUAAAUAGUAUUUAUUUUCUCAGUUAUAAUCAAUGAUUUUAUUCAAAGGGAAUUUGAAAUCCCUACCUCUAAGCUAUGAUAUUUCGAUAUAUGUACACUGUGCAAAACAUUUCAUUUACAUUCUGACCACUAAAAUUAUAUUGGCAUUAUACCAGAUUGACUUUGUUAUGCUGGUUAUGAAGAGGGUAUUAUAUAUGAUAUUUAGUUUUAGUUACUGUACAUUUUAUGAAAUACCUCUAAGUAUAUUAUCUUCCAAGUAGAUCUUAACUGACCAAAGUUGUUCUGUCCUGUGUAUUACACAGCCAAAUUUUCUAUAGCCAUUUUACUAAGCUGCCAUCUUUAAUAAUUGCUUUUUAUUUUCACUUUUUGUUUACUUUUCGUUUUUGUAGUACACUGUAGUACAUUCUAGAUUAAAAAAAUAAUGCCACUAACCCAUGUUUUAGUCAUGUGUCAACCAUUACUUUUGAAAUGAUUUACAUAAAACCAUACAAUGUGAAAAUUGUAAAAGAGCAUCCAUGGGCUAUUGCUCAUACCCAAGGUUAGCCCCUUUUGGAAAAUGGGCUUUAAUAUUUGAAAAA
Messenger RNA from Owenia fusiformis, 1671 nucleotides. Lineage: Eukaryota; Metazoa; Annelida; Polychaeta; Sabellida; Oweniidae. The record is from the annotation of a GenBank genome assembly.